GUGCUGUGCAUUGUGGGUAGUAACCCGUUCUUCGCCCGCUGUGUGUGAGGCAAAGGUGGCGUGAGAGAGCCAGCGUGGGCCCAUGGUGAGGCUCGUCUCCUCUGGGAUUUCCCGCUCCCUGGGCCUUGGGGUCGCCGAGGGGAUGGGACCAGAGCUCUGGCAUCGCCUCUUGUUCUCCCUGCCGCUGUGGCUUCUACUGCCGCCUGGGGCCCUGGGCUUUGCUUCUUCCCUGGAUAGCGAUUUCACUUUCACUCUGCCCGCCGGCCGCAAGGAGUGCUUUUUCCAGCCCAUGCAUAACGAGGCCUCGCUGGAGAUUGAGUACCAGGUUUUAGAUGGAGCAGGUUUUGAUGUUGAUUUUCACCUGAUGUCACCAAAAGGCGAAACUCUUGUUUUUGAACAGAGGAAAACCGAUGGGGUCCACACAGUGGAGACGAUUGACGGUGACUACAUGUUCUGCUUUGACAACACAUUCAGCACCAUUUCAGAGAAGGUGAUUUUCUUUGAACUGAUUUUAGAUAAUGCAGGAGAAGAAGAUCAAGAAGACUGGAAGAAGUACAUUACUGGCACAGAUCUUCUGGAUAUGAAACUAGAAGAUAUUUUGGAAUCUGUCAACAGUGUGAAGUCUAGGCUCAGCAAAAGCAUUCAGAUCCAGAACCUGCUCAAAGCAUUUGAAGCUCGUGAUAGAAACAUACAAGAAAGCAACUUUGAUAGGGUAAACUUCUGGUCCAUGGUCAACCUGGCAAUAAUGGUUAUAGUGUCUGCUGUUCAGGUUUACAUGCUGAAAAGUCUCUUUGAAGACAAAAGGAAAACUAGAACUUAACAGCCUUAUGUGAUAACAGCAAUAAACAGGGGAAAAUGCAAUACCAUGCUACAGAAAAGGAGAUGGAUGUUACUUCCCAGAUUGAACAGAGGAUACUUGAGUUUCAAAAAUGACUCUUCAUUAUGGACAAAAAGCCUUUCCUCAACAUAAUUGCAAUAGGUCAGUUUUUAGAUUUGUUGCAAAAGUUAAUACUUGUAAGAAUCUCUUAUGCCAUUUGUAUUGCACAAAAUAUUCUUAGCGUUUGCUAUACCUGUAAAUAAUAUGUCUUAAUCUGUCAACCCAGCUACGACAUUUUAAAUGCGGCAAACUUGGAUUUAUGACAUUAUGAAUUGUAUAUUCGUUCAGUAUUUGAGUCUACCUUACUUGGGGAACUCAGGAAAAAAAAUCUGCUGUAGGUGAACUAUACUGUUGAGUCAAUGAGUGUCACUGGUCAUGAGCAACCACUCUUGUGGCUUAGUUGCACUAAUAAAAAAUUCAACAAAGGCAUCUAAAGGGUUUCCAGAUCCUAUAUGAAGUAGCCUGUUGCUUUCAUAUUCAAGUUCAGUAUAAUAUAAAGUUGGACUCCUAUAAGGGUUAAAGCUGAAAGUCAUUAAUACAAUAUCAGCUACUAGAAUCCUAGCUAGGAUUGUUGAGCUAAUGUGCCCAAUCCAAACUGUAUUUUUCUUACAACUGAUUCUUAUGAAACAAAACUUCAGAAUUAGUCUGAAGGCCAAACUUGAUGUUUAGCCAUGAGCACUGAAUACUAAAUAUAUAGAGAGCGAGUCCUGAAAUGGUGCAAAUAAUGCUCCCUCCAGCUAUUUUGGCUUAGGAAAACAGCACAAGAGGGAAGCAGAGACACCCCCCCCCCUUGCUCUCUGUGUUGUGGUCCUGAGCUGAAUAUUUCCCUAGUACGCUUCCAAACUUCAUUUCCCUCAAGUAAUGUUUGGCAGUGACACAAUCAGAGUUGACUCUGGGGGACCUGAAACCUGUGGCCAAGUAUCUCAUCCAAUUUGGUGCUUAAGACUAGGACUGAAAAGUGUACAUUUGAUAUACCAUUACUUUGAGCUGUGAACUGAAAACAAAAUGUUACUGGUUGCAUGUUGGCAUUUUAACUCUGUAAAUGCCUGGGCAUACUUUAGCAAUCCACUUUCAGAUGCUCAUUCUUAGCAAUUUAGUUUCAAUUUACGUAACUUUAGUCUUCCUCCCCCAUUAAUUUUCCAUACUGAUUAACAGAAAAAUCUUUUUGCUGCAAGUAAAUGUUAUUUCUUUAGUAUGUUUAAACUAGCACCACUAACUCUCCCUUAACUAUUCACAAGGAAUACCUGGGGAACUUAAUCAUAUUGCUCCAACCAGAGUUAUAGCUUUUAGGAUAACAAAAGAGGUUGCGACAGUUAAUCUGAUUCCAUUGCUAAUACAAAUAUUUCAGAGUGACCCUACAGGAAAGGCUAAAUAAAAUGUGUAUUUUAUA
Messenger RNA from Eublepharis macularius, 2267 nucleotides. RefSeq names its product transmembrane p24 trafficking protein 5 (gene TMED5). Gene Ontology annotation, cellular component: endoplasmic reticulum-Golgi intermediate compartment; endoplasmic reticulum; Golgi apparatus. The transcript is spliced from 4 exons. The record is from RefSeq and is a predicted model, not a curated record. The coding region runs from base 83 to 820 and encodes 245 amino acids. Gene Ontology annotation, biological process: endoplasmic reticulum to Golgi vesicle-mediated transport; intracellular protein transport; Golgi organization. Lineage: Eukaryota; Metazoa; Chordata; Lepidosauria; Squamata; Eublepharidae.